GUUUGUGCAUGAGUGUACUCUGUGAUUAAACUGUUUCUGCCUUUGUAUUGUUGGCAGCAAGACUAUGUGCAGAUUUAAAGAUGGCAGAAACACCUAUUAUUGAAGGAAUUCUCCUCAAAAUGUCUCUGCAAAACAGAAUUAUAAGAAGAAAAAUAUGCAAAGAAAGAUUCUUCAGAUUGACGGAAACAGAGCUUUCAUAUUUCAAUGUUCAUAAAAGGAAACAAGGAAGCAAGAAAGGAUCGAUUUUGAUUGAAAGAAUUCGCUGUGUUGCUGCUGUUAAUCUUGAAGAACCAACUCCACUAGAAAGGCAGUACCCUUUCCAGGUUGUCUAUAAUGAAGGAAUUCUAUACCUAUUUGCACCAGAUGAUGCCUCUCGGAGAGAAUGGCUGAGAGCAUUAAAACACGAAAUUCAAAACAACUCAAAUCUUAUAUUGAAGUAUCAUAGUGGAUUUUGGAAAAAAGGAAAAUUUCUUUGCUGUCAGCAGGCAAGGAAAACAGCUCCUGGAUGCACCUUAUGGGAUGAGGCACAAAAGGACCAAAAAUGGUCUUCAACUGUGAGACACCAUUCGCCUGAUCAGCAUAAACGAAAUACAAGCCUCCCCCCUGUCCCAAGUAACAAGAAAGUGUCAUUGAAAGCUGGAGUUAGUGGAUGUGAACAUGCUAUUCCAGUUAAUUCCUUCUCCAUUUGCUCAGAAAAGGUUGAAGACUAUGAAUGGUAUGCAGGUAACCUGACACGUGCUAAAGCAGAGACGAUUUUAAAGCAGGGGGGAAAAGAAGGCACAUUCAUUGUAAGAGACUCAAGCCAACCAGGGACUUACACUCUGUCUGUUCUAAGCCUAAAUAUUGCUAAAAAUGGAUCUGUUUGCCACUAUCGGAUUAAUGUCACACCUGAUAAAAACUAUUACGUAGCAGAGAACUAUGUGUUUGACUCAAUACCUAAAAUGAUCCAGUAUCAUAGCCACAAUUCAGGAGGAAUGAUUACUAGACUCCGACAUUCAGCCAUUAAAAAGGAGAAGAUGGUACCAUUUUCUGCUUAUGGUAAUUGGGAACUGAACAAAAAAGAAAUUUCUCUUCUGAAGGAACUUGGCAGUGGGCAGUUUGGAGUAGUGCACCUGGGCCUAUGGAAGGACCAGUAUGAAGUUGCCAUUAAAGUCAUUAAAGAAGGUAGCAUGUCUGAAGAUGACUUCAUAGAGGAGGCGAAAAUAAUGAUGAAACUACGACAUCCAAAGCUGGUUACCCUUUAUGGAGUUUGUACUAAAGAGUUCCCAAUUUACAUUGUGGCUGAAUAUUUGAGCAGUGGUUGUUUGCUUAACUAUUUACAUGAUCAUGGAAAAGAUUUACAAAGUAAUCAGUUGGUUGAGAUAUGUGCUGAUGUCUGCGAUGGAAUGGCCUUCCUAGAGAGCAAGAAUUUUAUACACAGAGACCUAGCUGCUAGAAACUGCUUGGUGGAUAAAUGCCUGACAGUAAAAGUGUCUGAUUUUGGGAUGGCAAGGUACACAAUGGAUGAUCAAUAUACCAGUUCCGUUGGCACAAAAUUUCCAGUUAAAUGGUCUUCUCCUGAGGUUUUAAAUUAUAACAAAUACAGCAGCAAAUCAGAUGUAUGGGCAUUUGGGAUCCUAAUGUGGGAAGUUUACUCAUUAGGAAAGCAGCCUUAUGAAUUGUUCAAUAACUCUCAAGUUGCCCAGAAGAUCAUGCAGGGAUAUCGACUUUACAGGCCACAACUAGCAUGUGAAGAGAUCUACAAAAUUAUGAAAAGCUGUUGGCAUGAGCAAGCAGAAAGCAGGCCUAUGUUCCAGGAUCUGCUAGAGACUUUGCAAAACUUAAAUGAAGACUAAAUAUUAAAUAUGAAAAGUUCAUAUUGGAACAGUUCAUUUGGAAAACUAAUUUAACUACCUUAUUUUUUUUAUAAAUUUUUUGCUAUAAUUCCAUAUUCAUUAUUUCUUACUUACCUCAUUAAUUGAUUUAUAUUGUCUAUGUAAGAUGGUGUAAGUACUGUAUAUUUUUUAUUAUGUACGGUUUGUUUGAUAAGUUCUGUUUUCUUAAGUUACAACAGUAAAUUCCUUCCCUGUUCUGUCAUAAUCUGGGGAAUUUCCAAACAAUAUUUUUGGGGUGAAAUGGCAAGGAGAGUCAACGGUUUGUUUUAGGUUUGGUUAAUUUUUACUUGUAUUAUUUUUUUUUUCUUUCUUUCUUUUUUAGAACAGAAUAGUUGUACUGCUCAUCUGAGUUUAUCUUUGACUGUUA
This is a messenger RNA of Polypterus senegalus (gray bichir), 2241 nucleotides long. RefSeq names its product cytoplasmic tyrosine-protein kinase BMX-like. Bases 81 to 1835 code for a protein of 584 amino acids. The transcript is spliced from 18 exons. Gene Ontology annotation, molecular function: ATP binding; non-membrane spanning protein tyrosine kinase activity. NCBI's taxonomy places the organism in Eukaryota, Metazoa, Chordata, Cladistia, Polypteriformes, Polypteridae. The record is from RefSeq and is a predicted model, not a curated record. Gene Ontology annotation, biological process: intracellular signal transduction; T cell receptor signaling pathway; peptidyl-tyrosine autophosphorylation.